Molecule: messenger RNA, 934 nt
Organism: Stomoxys calcitrans (stable fly)
Lineage: Eukaryota; Metazoa; Arthropoda; Insecta; Diptera; Muscidae
Gene: Hsp67Bc
Product: heat shock protein 67B3
Exons: 1
Coding region: 137-721 (194 amino acids)
Biological process (GO): protein refolding; response to heat
Molecular function (GO): protein folding chaperone
Source: RefSeq, a predicted model, not a curated record
CCUAACAGUAUUUAGUCGUUUAUCGCCCGGGAAAGAUUAAAGUUGAGGAGUUGAGCUCUUUUCAAAUUUGAAGCUGUUCACAACAAAAGCAAAAAGUGCUUCAUUUUCUUAGCCCUCAAAUUAAUAAAGAAUCUAAAUGGCUGCUUUACCUUUUCUAUUGAAUUUCGAUCCACAUCCCUUUUACAACCCGGAUGUGUUUCCAAAUAGCAUGUAUAGACGUCUACAUGCCCGUCAACAUCAUCCUUUGGACAUGCACACAAUGGGGUUAAUUUCACGUCUGGCUCCUCAUUUCCGUCACUUGGAGACGGUCAAGCACAAGGAUGACCUUAUCCCUGUAGACGGUGGCCUCAAUCACAAAGACGAAGAGUUUUCUGUACAUCUCGACGUUGGCCUUUUUCGUCCGGAUGAAUUGAACGUCAAAGUGGUCAACGACCAUCUGAUUAUCGAAGCCAAGCAUGAAGAACGCGAGACUGAUGACUCGGGCUAUAUUUCGCGUCAUUUCGUUCGACGCUAUGAACUGCCCAAGGACUGCGACCAGGAUGCGAUUGUAUCCAAACUCACAGCAGAUGGUGUACUAAGUGUCAUGCUGCCCAAGUCCAAGGUGGCAGCCAAGGAGCGUGUCAUACCCAUACAACAGACCGGGCCAAAUGAUUUAUUUUUGAAAAAUAAGACUCAUAACGAAGACAAGGAAAAAAGCAGCAACAACAAGUGCGACGACUAAAUAUUGAAGUCCAAUUCCAAAUGUAUCAUCGUUUUAAACUUAAAUAAAAAAGAAUUUUUUUUUUUAAUCUUAUGUACUUGUCCACUCUUAUAAGAAAAAAAAUUACAUUGCAUUCGUAUUCGCUAACUUUAUAUUAACUAUACAUACACAAGUAUGCACACACAAUUAUAAAUGUUUAAAAAAAAAUAAAUUCAAAAACUCUUUUAAACUCGA